Molecule: messenger RNA, 334 nt
Organism: Symbiodinium sp. CCMP2456
Lineage: Eukaryota; Dinophyceae; Suessiales; Symbiodiniaceae
Source: the annotation of a GenBank genome assembly
GUUUGCCACGGCUUCCGUGCUCGUAGCGGAGAUUGGCAGCCUUCCAACCGUGCUGCUGAUUUCGAAGGUCGUCGCCGAUUUCGGCCGGGGGGAGUUGGCCCAAUCCGCCGUGCGCUUCGAGGCCGUGGACUACUCCUUGGAGGACUAUUUGGCCAAGAGCUUCUACAAGACCGCAUCGCUCCUGGCCGCGGCAUGCCAUGCAGCAGCGGUGCUGAGCAAGCAGGAAAGGGACCCAGAUGCCUUCGAAAGUCAGUGCUGCUACCGCUUUGGGGCUUACGUCGGCCUGGCCUUUCAGGUAGUCGAUGACAUCUUGGAUUUCGUCUCCACUGAGGAG